This is a messenger RNA of Nerophis lumbriciformis (worm pipefish), 2196 nucleotides long. The record is from RefSeq and is a predicted model, not a curated record. NCBI's taxonomy places the organism in Eukaryota, Metazoa, Chordata, Actinopteri, Syngnathiformes, Syngnathidae.
AUGGCUCAGUCCGUGAGGAGGAUGGACAUCUCUAUCGAGCACAAGCCGCAGAGGGACAAGACCCGGACCAGCUACUUUGGCAAUGUGAAGAGCAGGCUUGGUUCAAAACUCCCUUCAGGGGUCUCUCAGCCUCCAACGUUCGCAAAGCCGCCUUGGGACAUUCAACCUGUUGUCCAAGGCUUGAAUGAGCCUUCUGUCAGCAACCUGUAUCACCAUCAGUACCGAACUACUCCAGUCCAACCUUUGGACCACAUCCCGCACAUUCGAAACCCAAUUUUGCGGCAGUAUUACCUGCAAGGCACCUCAUGGGACACCAACACAGCUGUGAAGCAAGAGCUAAAGGGAAAAUUAUCAAAUGCGGGCAAAAGCAGCAGUACGGAUGAGUCAGUGUUCAGUAUCUCAUCCCGGUUCGGCGGCAGUGACACAGCUCCCUGCUCGCAUUCCCGGUCACAAUCGUCACCUUUGUGCUCUGCUCUUUUCCGUAUGGAGCAGCAGCAAGCAGAGGAGGGAAAGAGCACCGUAGAAGCCAGCUUGGUUGCUUCUAAGAAGAUGAUGAUGCUGGAGAUGGACUCAGAUAUCUCGGAUCGACAUGCUGCUCCUGCCCAGUCACCUUUGCCGGAAGCAGAAUAUGACAAACUACUGGAUGUAGAGGCGGUUCCAAUGCCUGACGGACAGCUCUGCCUUUUGGCUCUACCACCUGAGUGCUGCCCGGGCGAGGGACCAGAUGCCACGCCUUACCUCAAAUUGUUCUGCCGCCACAUCACUGACCGUAAGGGCAUCGUUUCCGGUAUCCUCCUGGUGACGACAAACAAGCUCUUUUUCGACCCGUGCAAGACGCACCCACUAGUGAAGGAGCACGGCUGCGAGGAGUACCUCCUGUCAUGCUCCGUAGACAAGCUAGUGUCUGUUUCGUUCUUCUCCGACAUCUCACAUGUUCGUUUUCACUCCUCCCAGCAGAGAAGAAAAGGGAAAAAACUUUUCCACAGGAUCAAAACUGCCAAAAGCCAAGAGCAGAAGGGGGAGUCACUUUCACUUCUAGAACCUGGAGCACUUUCCAAUUUGAGCCUUAAUGAAGAAACUGCUGCAGGAAUUGAGCAAACUGAUAGUGAAAACGCGUCUGAAAAAAAACAGCUUGAUAAAAGCCCAUCUGAGGUGUUGUCGGAAGCUUCUGGAGGUGCUCUAGGUGUGGCCGCUACCUUCUGCUGCGGAGCUCCAGAGUUGCCCGGUCAAGGGAGGACUGAUGAGUUGCCGUCUUCUUCUGUGAGCAGCCCGACUCCAGUGUCUGAAAGGUCCCCAGCAGGAAGUCCCAGGUGUGUUAUGUUUGUCCGACUGCGGGUUCAGUCGUCUGCUGGACAGAAAAGGCGUGUUGGAGGGUUUCAGUUUGGCGUGACUGAGCCGACCGCUGCCGUACGGGAAGCUUGGAUUGCACUUUCACAAGAGAGCUCCGAUGAACUGCACGCCUUUCUCGAGCACCGUCGACCCGACUUGCGUCUGCACACGGGAGAAGAGGACGGGGAGGCAGAUUACAAUGAAGAGGAGUUUGUACUGGUGGAGGAUAAAGACGAAAAGGAGCUGGAGGACAUGUUACAGAAGCAGCAGAGCUCUGGGGAUGACUGGGAGAUGGUGUUGAUGGAGGACAACAGGGAGAAGCAAGGCCUACUCACUGAACGAGACCCUGAAGGAAUUAAUGCCAUUGUGGAAAAAAGCCAUAUUUUGGAAGCUUCACAUGUUAGAGAGCUGUACAAAGAGAUGCCCCCCAAAACAGUGGGCUAUACCUGGCAGCUGGCAUACAGCACGUCUUGCCACGGCUCCAGCCUCAAGUCCCUCUACCGCAAAGUGAGCCAAGCGGACUCGCCCAAUCUGCUUGUCAUCAAAGAUACUCUGGACGAGGUAUUCGGGGCGUUCCUCUCGCACCCGCUAAGGCUCAGUGAGGCGUUUUACGGAACGGGAGAAACAUUUCUCUUCAUGCUGCAUCCUCGAUUUAAGUGCUUCAGAUGGACUGGAGAGAAUUCCUUUUUCAUUAAAGGGGACUUGGACUCAUUCGCCAUUGGCGGAGGAAGCGGUCACUUUGGUCUAUGGGUGGAUGAGAAUCUGUACCUUGGCCGAAGCAGCCCCUGUUACACCUUCAAUAACUGUUGCCUCUCAGAAACAGACGACUUCCGGAUCAUGGAACUGGAGGUGUGGACAUUUUGCUGA